Molecule: messenger RNA, 615 nt
Organism: Fonsecaea nubica
Lineage: Eukaryota; Fungi; Ascomycota; Eurotiomycetes; Chaetothyriales; Herpotrichiellaceae
Exons: 3
Coding region: 1-615 (204 amino acids)
Source: RefSeq, a predicted model, not a curated record
AUGCAUUACGCUCUUCCCGCGGUUCUGGCUUUGGCCGUUGCCUCUGCCUCUGCCUCUAUCUCCUUUGAGUAUCACCCUUCUGUUCCCUUGGAACGCCGACAGGAGCCGGGAACGCCUGCCUAUGAGUGCCAUGCGAACUGUGGAGGCGUCAUUACCGCUGGGAGGACGGAAGGCUAUUGUGACUCGGCCAACUUCACCACCAUCUUGGAAGACUGCCUCGAAUGCGCGCUCGAAUUUGACAUCUGGCGGUACUACGGCGAGAGCGUAAGUGCCGCGGCCACAGGAUGUGGACUCGACGCGACGCCAGUUCCUGCUUCGAAUGGGACCUCGGCCACGGAACCCACUGCCACCCCGGCGCCGACUUCGACCUCUUCAGCUCCAGGCACAGAGGAGACCGGUACAACGUCGACGACGGCUUCUUCUGAACCGUCAGAGACAACCGCCGCUCCGGCCGACACAGCUUCCGAGACGCCCGAACAGACCGCAAGCGAGACGCCAGCUGAGACCAGCUCUGCAGACGUCGCCGUCCAGACCGAGAACUUUGGCAGCAAACUCGCCCUCGGCGGUGGACAGGUCGUGUUGCCAUUGGUGGCGCUUCUGCCGGCAUUGAUCUAG